Messenger RNA from Hordeum vulgare subsp. vulgare (domesticated barley), 1709 nucleotides. RefSeq names its product transmembrane protein 184A-like. The transcript has 6 exons. Gene Ontology annotation, biological process: transport. Gene Ontology annotation, molecular function: transporter activity. The record is from RefSeq and is a predicted model, not a curated record. Bases 225 to 1439 code for a protein of 404 amino acids. Lineage: Eukaryota; Viridiplantae; Streptophyta; Magnoliopsida; Poales; Poaceae.
UCUCAGGAAAAAAGAAAACCCUUUCUCCUUCCUCCCUUCGCUCCCUCGCACGCCCAAAAAGCCUAACCAACCACCCGGCCCGCCCCGCCCCGACCCCCGACCAAACCCGCACCGGACGCCGCGGGCGGGAGGGAGACGAGACCCGAGAGAGGGACGGGAGACGGGACCGGCCGCCGCGCCUCGCGUCUCUCCUCGCCCGCGGAGGCGGCCCGGUGGUAGCGGCGAUGGAUUGGGCGGCGGUGGCGUACACGGCGGCCGCGCUGCUCUGCGCCGCGGCGGCCACCGUCAUCACGGUCGGCCACAUCUACCGCCACCUGCUCCACUACGCCGAGCCCAUCUUCCAGCGCUUCAUCGUCCGCAUCAUAUUCAUGGUCCCGGUCUAUGCAGUGAUGUCAUUUAUUUCCCUUAUCCUACCAGACAAUGCAAUAUAUUUUACCUCUAUCCGAGAAAUCUAUGAUGCUUGGGUCAUUUACAAUUUCUUUUCACUCUGCUUGGCAUGGGUGGGAGGACCUGGUGCUGUGGUGGUGAGUUUGAAUGGCCGAACCCUGAAACCAUCGUGGUUUCUGAUGACUUGCUGUUUCCCAGCUAUUCCUCUAGAUGGGCGUUUUAUACGGAGAUGCAAACAAGGCUGUUUGCAGUUUGUUAUUCUUAAGCCUAUCUUGGUGGUUAUUACCUUCAUACUUUAUGCUAAAGGAAAAUAUGAAGAUGGAAACUUCAGUGUCAACCAAUCCUAUUUAUACAUCACUAUUAUUUACACAAUCUCAUACUCGAUGGCGUUAUAUGCUCUUGCAUUGUUCUAUGCGGCAUGCAGAGAUCUACUUCGGCCAUAUAAUCCUGUCCCAAAGUUCAUUAUAAUCAAAUCAGUCGUGUUUCUCACAUACUGGCAGGGUGUCCUGGUUUUCCUUGCUGCCAAGUCUCGAUUUAUCAAGAAUGCUGAAAAGGCUGCCGAUCUCCAGAACUAUGUAUUGUGCGUUGAGAUGCUCAUAGCAGCCAUUGGGCACCUGUUUGCCUUUCCCUACAAGGAGUAUGCAGGUGCAAAUGCUCGCCCUUCUGGUGGAUUCAGGGGAAGCCUUCUUCAUGCUUUAAAAUUCAAUGAUUUCUAUCACGACACCGUUCACCAGUUCGCUCCUACCUAUAACGAAUAUGUGCUGUACAACCACAAUGAGGGGGAGAGUGCACCGACAAAGUUCCCUUCAGGGAGCGCCGUGCCAACUGUCCGGGAUGUGGAGUUGGCUGGCAUCACCGUGGUGGCCUCAAACAGUCCAGUGACCUCAAGCGUAUCAUCCAACCAGGUAGACCAGGACGAGUCGAUGACCACUCCGAUCAGGAACAAAGUCGACCCACCUGGAGGAAUGUACGACCUCACGGACCUGCUCGACGUGGACUUGUCUAGCUACCCUGCCAAGGUUCCUGCGAUCUCUGAUGUAAGAAAACAAUGACCAGGUGCGACAGCCUAUGUGUCUCGGUAGCGAUUGGGGGAAUCGUGACCUUCCAUUUUGUCAUAGAUAAUGCUGUAAAAAUGUGUGUGUACUACUUCCAGUUCCAGUCUUUCCCCCCAUUGAAGAAGGGGGCUUAUUCAUGCCUGCACCACAGCUGUCCCACGGCCUCUCUCGCCCUACUCUUCGACUAACCGUGUACAAUGUUGUGGGCUCAAGGUGAACUGAUGUGACAUGAGACUAAAUGAAUACCAUACUAAUAGUUUGCUGAUA